Cynara cardunculus var. scolymus (artichoke) is the source of this 1183-nucleotide messenger RNA. Its product is annotated as DPH4 homolog. Gene Ontology annotation, biological process: tRNA wobble uridine modification; protein histidyl modification to diphthamide. NCBI's taxonomy places the organism in Eukaryota, Viridiplantae, Streptophyta, Magnoliopsida, Asterales, Asteraceae. Gene Ontology annotation, molecular function: metal ion binding. The record is from RefSeq and is a predicted model, not a curated record. Bases 283 to 807 code for a protein of 174 amino acids. Gene Ontology annotation, cellular component: nucleus; cytosol. The transcript has 3 exons.
CUUGUCAAACAAUCAUAUUGGUUGAAAUCGUAAUUUUGUCAUUUGGAACACUUGUCAAACAGCCAUUUUUUCUUCUGCACUAAAUCAUAAUACAUCUUCAAUCGUUCUGGCCACUUAAUUAUUUUGCACCAAAUCAUUUACACUCUACCAGACAGCCCCUACGUCAGCGCAAGCCUAAACUCAUGAAGAGACUAUGGUUGCUCUCACCUCCGGCUCGGAGCAUCAGACACGGCCUUCUGGUUUUGUUUGGCCCUUUCUCACUGGAUUUUGAAGAAUUUGAUCAUGCAAUUAGCUAACAAUGCACUCCGCCAAACUCACUACGACGUUCUGGGUGUGAAAGAAGAUGCAAGCCAGGAAGAAGUCCGAACGAGCUAUAGAUCUGCUCUCCUAUGUUCCCAUCCAGAUAAAUUGCACAAGAUAAGUUCUGAUCACAACGAUCCAAGAGUUAGAUUUCUUGAGAUCCAGACGGCUUGGGAAAUCUUAGGAGAUGUGAAGUCACGGACAUUAUAUGACAGGGAGCUUCAGGUUUCAAGACAGGAUGAGGUAACUGCGGAUGAAGUUGAGUUAGAGGAUCUGAUGGUGGACGCUAGCGGUGAUGUUGUGGAGCUCUUUUAUCAGUGUCGAUGUGGUGAUUACUUCUCUCUCGACUCUUCGGAAUUAAGAGAGAUGGGAUUCCAACUACUGACGGAAGGUAACAAGAUCGCAUUGCAAGCACCCGAUAAUACUCCCCUGGCAUCGAUCAUCCUACCUUGUGGUUCUUGUUCUUUGAAAAUCCGUUUAAUAAUCCGUAAAGAUACCCGAGCUUAAAGUCAAAAAUGGGUCUAAUCCUGAUAUGGGUAUUGGCGCCUUUGAUUAAAGAACGUCCUCCGCACAAAGUAGCGAAGACUGUUCAGUUAGAUUUUUCAGAUGAUUCGUGAGAAAGCAUCCAUCAUUUUCAUUAAACUUUGGCACAAUGGAAGUAGCCGUGACUAGUGUAUUCAACCGUUAUCAUCCCGAGAGGGCGACGGACGGAAAUUAUCGUGUUCUUAAUAUGUUUAGAAUGAAGUAAAUAUGGAAUGAGGGUUCUGGUGCUUGAUUGCAAUGUUCUGUUUUCUUGACUUGCAGCUUCACUUGUGGCAGUUCUUGUCAAUUGCUAUAUGUCAUGAAUAGCAAACUCUUGUCAAAAUAGUGUGUAUUAGGAUCU